Molecule: messenger RNA, 702 nt
Organism: Periconia digitata
Lineage: Eukaryota; Fungi; Ascomycota; Dothideomycetes; Pleosporales; Periconiaceae
Source: the annotation of a GenBank genome assembly
CAUCCUUCAUUACAUACACUUUCAUACAUCAUAUAUCAUAUAUCAAAGUUUCCACAAACUUUUAUUCACACAUUUCAACAACGUCAAUAACAAGCACCGACAAUGGCUCGAGGAACACCUUCGGAAGCAGAAGUAGUAGACACGCUCUCACACCUCAAACUCAGCACCACCACCCCAGAAAAGCCAGCCGCAAAACCAAAAUCCAAACCCGUCGCCGACUCAUGGGACGAUGACGCCUCGAGCGGCUCCGAAACCGAAACUGAAGAAGGCUCGUCCUCGCUGCCGUCCUCCGUCUCGCGCUCCAGCACAACAGACAAUAAUCCUCUAUCGCCCGUUUCUAGCACAACUUCGGCCGCAGACAUGCCGUGUCCGCCGCCACCCACUCCCGCCAGCCCCGUGUCGUUCGACUACCCCGACAAUUCACCGUAUCCGGUCAUGGGAGCAAGUGAUGGGGUGAGAGGAAGGGGUGGCAGCGGGAGUGCGGGAGGGUUCGACAAGAGGCCUGAAAAGACGACAGCGGUGGCAGGGAGGUUGAUUGCGGGGGCUUUGGGGGUGAGAGCACCUAAAAGAACAGCAGAGGAGAGGGAGUAUGAUCGUGUGAUGCGGGAAAAGGAACGGAAGAGGAGAGACGAGGAAAGGAAUAGGGAAAAGGCGGAACAGCAGGCUGCCGAAGAGCGGAAGAGAUCUAUCUGGGAGGAUUAA